Humulus lupulus (European hop) is the source of this 585-nucleotide messenger RNA. RefSeq lists its product as uncharacterized. The transcript has a single exon. The annotation marks the transcript as partial. The record is from RefSeq and is a predicted model, not a curated record. Lineage: Eukaryota; Viridiplantae; Streptophyta; Magnoliopsida; Rosales; Cannabaceae.
AGUAGCAAUAGCAGCAGUAGCAGAAGUUGCAGUAGCAGUAGCAGUAAAAGAAGUAGUAGUAGUAUCAGCAGCAGUAGUAGCAAUAGCAGCAGUAGCAAUAGCAGCAGUAGCAAUAGCAGCAGGAGCAGUAGUAGUAGCAGCAGUAGUAGCAGUAGUAGUAGUAGUAGCAGAAGUAGUAGUAGAAGUAUUAGUAGUAGCAAUAGUAGCAGUAGUAGUAGUCGCAGUAGUAGUAGCAGUAGUUGUAGUAAUAUUAGUAGCAGUGGUAGUAGAAGUAGUAGUAGUAGUAGCAGUUGCAGUAGUAGUAGUAGUGGUAGCAGUAGCAGCAACAACAGUACCAGUAGCAGUAAUAGGAGUAGCAGCAGUACCAACAGCAGCAGCAGUAGCACUAGCACUAGCACUAGCAGCAGUAGCUGCAGCAGUAGCAGUAGUAGUAUCAGUAGGAAUAAUAGCAGCAGCAGCAGUAGCAGUAGUAGUAGUAGUAGUAUUAGUAGUAGUAGUAGCAGUGGUAGCAGUAUCAGUAGGAGCAAUUGCAGCAGUAGCAGUAGUACCAGCAGUGGUAGUAGUAGUACUAGCAGUAGUAGUAGC